UUCCUGUCAUUUUUAUUUUGAUGAGAAGGAAAACCUGACAAGCUUAUUCAAUGUUAAAAAGUUAUCUUCCUUUCACUGUUUAACUUUCACAUACUUUUAAAUAUCAGAAACAGACAAAAGUGCGUUACAUGAAGAUUCCAAGAAUUUCAUUACAAGAAAUCAGUUUUAUGUAGUUCGCUGAUGUUUGCAAGAUAGCAGACUAAGCUUUCACUAGAGCCGUUUGCCUGAAAUGAUCAGCUGCGAAUGGAACAUCAUGGAAACAACGGAAAUCAUUCUCCUUGAUUAAAACUAUGCCUGUGAACGAUUAUUUUCGUGAACGUGGACAGAUUAAUUGAAUCGACUGUCAAGAUAAUCAGGCUACUUGCAAGCAUUGCCAGCUAGCUUGUCAAGUCGUGCAAAAGCUAACCCAGUGCAGGGAGUUUGCAAAUUGAUUUCACUGUCUUGUUUCUUAGAUUACCACAACUCGUUUUCUACUCAUUUAUAUUUUGCUCUAACUCGUAGUCUUUGGUUUUUAGAAUUGCUAUGGUAAGUUGGUGUAAUCAACGUUGGCAAAGCUUGACAACUUUAUGGACAGCUGCCCUAGUUGUGUUUGUGAUGUGUCAUCAGGGACUUCGAUGAAGUAAUUGUAAUUAAUCUGAAUCAGAUGUUAUACAGCAGUAAUAAGAACGUCAUUGGUUCUUAUUAUGAUGUUAUUAAUCAAGUUAAAUACUCUCCAGAUUUAAAAGUUUUAUUAUAGGCUCAAUACAAUAUAAUUCCAAUCUUUAUGAGAAGGAUUCUGUAAAUAACAGAAAAAUCUGGAUAAAGAUAUUUUAUGUAUUGUGUCUUUUGUAUUUAGUAUCUUAUGCCUGACCUCUCUAGCUGGCACCACCAAUCCUUACCAGGCAUUACCAGCACUUCUGGAGAGGCCCAAAUUGUUCAAUGCCAUGGAACGUGACUUACACAAGCACAUUAUGAGAGAAAGGGAGCGGAAGAGGCAAGAGGAGGAAGAGGUUGACAAUAUGAUGGAGCAGAAACUAAAAGAAGAAGAAGAGAGGAAGAGGAAAAAAGAGAUGGAGGAGAGGAUGUCGUUAGAGGAGACUUAAGAGCAAAUAAUGAAGAUGGAGAUAUGCUGCAGUGUCUUCAAGAGGAGAAGCACCAGCUUUUCCUGCAGCUGAAGAAAGUCCUGCACGAAGAGGAGAAAAGAUGACGAAAAGAACAGAGGUCAGGUGACUCAUGGGCGUCCAGGGGCUCUUCUUGGGGAACGCAGUAAACAGCUCUUCCAGUCUUCAUUCAGUCAUGCCUGUGUGUGUGACAUUAAUCAACCUAAUUAUGUCUAAAAAUGUGUUGCAAACAAACAAUUCUUUUCAAUGACGAGGGGCAUGUCCAUUGACCAGAGCCGUGGCACACUGGCUAGUGCUCAUAACAUGUAAGAGCUGUAAACUCCUAUAAAAAUAUCCUAUAAAAUAAAGGCUAAAAAAACAUGACCUACACAAAAAGUGGAAAGUUACCUGGCGAAGCCUACAGCUAUCUCUUUUGAAUAUAUUUGCUUGAAUCAAGUGUCAAGUAAAGCUCAGGAAUGCUUCGUAACCAGUUGUUUUUUGUAUGUACUUGGUGUGUGUGCUUAAAAAUGUGUUGAAGAACUGAAUUGUCUGCUUGCCACCUCCCCAGACACAUCAUUACCAGUCUCAGCCUGGAUUUAGUGCAGGUGGAACAGAGCAUGCCCAGUCACAGCCCUUAUGGAGUAACCCAGCCACAGCAUACAUCACCUUUCACCUCUAGUGAGCCGGUGCCAGCCAACUGUGCCAGUGGCUCACAACUCAGAGAGUUCGAUCUUCCUUUAAAUCAGCGGACCUAAGGUUUUGUCUUGUUUGUAAUCUUGCGAACCUGAAACGGAGAGAGACAGGACAUGGCAGACAAAUCUGAAAGCCAAGAUUUUGCUGAGCUCUGGGAGCGGAACCUCAUGUUGGAGCACAUUCAAACAUCAGAAGGUGGCCCUUGGGACUCCUCAAUCUAUGAUGAGUACCUUCCAGAGUCAUUUGAUCAAAAUAUUUUCGAUGUUAUUGCUGAGCAACCUCAGCCAUCCACUUCCCCACCAACAUCCACUGUCCCGGUUGCCACAGACUAUCCUGGAGAACAUGGCUUCAAACUGGGAUUCCCGCAAUCCGGCACUGCCAAAUCUGUAACUUGCACGUACUCUCCAGACCUGAAUAAGCUCUUUUGCCAGUUGGCAAAAACUUGUCCUGUUCAGAUGGUGGUGGACUCCCUCCCUCCUCGGGGUGCGAUGCUUAGAGCCACAGCUAUAUACAAAAAGUCUGAGUAUGUGGCUGAGGUGGUCCGCCGAUGCCCCCACCAUGAGAGGACCCCAGAUAGUGAUGUACUGGCUCCAGCUGCUCACCUGAUCCGAUUGGAAGGAAACUCACGUGCUGAUUACAAGGAAGAUCAUAUCACCUCCAGACACAGUGUAAUUGUGCCCUAUGAACCUCCACAGGUGGGAGCAGAGUGCACCACUGUCCUUUAUAAUUACAUGUGCAACAGCAGUUGCAUGGGUGGGAUGAACCGCCGUCCCAUCGUCACUAUUAUUACUUUGGAGACUCAGGAUGGUCAGUUGCUGGGUCGUGGAUCUUUUGAGGUGCGUGUGUGUGCGUGCCCAGGACGAGACCGAAAAACUGAGGAGAGUAACUUCAGAAAAGAGCAGGAGGCCAAAACCAUGGGCAAGACCCCUUCUAAACGAAGCAUUAAGGAGUCAUCCUCAUCUACUCCACGCCCUGAGGGCAGUAAGAAGGCUAAACUGAGCAACAGCAGUGAUGAGGAGAUCUAUACCCUGCAGGUCCGUGGUAAGGAGAGAUUCGAAAUGCUUAAAAAAAUCAAUGACAGUUUGGAAUUGAGUGACAUAGUGCCUCCAUCUGACUUGGACAAGUACCGUCAGAAAGUUGUCUCGAAGACCAAGAAAGACAAGGAUGGCCAGGCUCCUGAGCCCAAACAAGGAAAGAAACUGAUGGUGAAAGAUGAGAAGAGUGAUUCUGAUUAAGAUGGAGGGAUACUGAGAGAGAGAGAGAAAGAAAUGUCUUCCUGUCUUCCUUUUGCCUUUAUUGCAAACUGCCUUUUGGUUAAUUGCAAACUGCUUGUGUCCUGCUUUACAGUAGACCUAUAUGAUCCCCAGACCUUUAUGUCAUUAGCUGGGUUUUCAUUUUAAUGCAGAUUUUGGGAUAUCGCAUUAAAACGGCUAGCUGGAAACAAUAAGAUGCGAAUAAAAUCUCCAAAUGUGCAUAAAAACCUUAUACGCUCACUUGAGGUGGAUACAUUUUUAAUCUAUAGGAACAAUUUGCAUAAUCUAUGAUGGAAACACAUUUUUAGGAAUACAAGAUGUGCAUCAAAAAAGUAAUGUGACUGAAUAACUAAUUUAGUAGCCAGAGGACCAAUCAUCGCAUCUGAAAUGUUGCUCUGGUUCUCCUGAAAUAAUGGUGUCUGGAAAAUCCAAAGCCUACAUAGAGUUUGCAAAGCAAAUAUGUAUUAUACAAACUUGAACUGUACCGAAGAGCAAGUUUGACACUUUUGAAAAAAAUUAUUAUUGAUACACACAGCAAAGGAAUAAAACACACAGUGCUACCAGAACUGUUUGAUGCGCUGCUGCUCUCAGAUAUGAGACAAAGUUCUUUUUCCUUUUCUGCAUAUCACGGCGCUGUUUUGUGGUCAGUUCUGCAUUACGUGGCGGCUCAUUUUUGCUUAUCGCGGCACAUUUCGCAGCCGACCCACUGGCCCGCUCGGUUCUCCUGGUGGUCAGUCCGCCCCUGAUCGGCCCCAAAGUGCGUCGGCCCACCGGGAAAAUGCCUGGUAUGCCAGAUUACCAGUCCUACCCUGGUUGCAACUAGAAAAAACUGUUUCUCAAAAUGUCCAAAAACUACCAAGUCAUUGAAUUUGGAUUUUUUUUUUGUUGAAAGUUUAUGCCGAUAUUUUGUAAUCUGUUUUCAUACUUUGUUUUAUAGGAAAAAGUAUUAAUGCAACCAUUAGAAGUAGUUACUAGCCAACUAAUACAUUUGUUUGUUUUGUUUUUUUAAACACAAAGUGAAAUCAGAUUCAAUAUUUUGAGACUUAUUUAGUUCAUUUAUAUUAAUAAUCAUUACAGGCUGUUAUCAUUUCUAAAACUUAAGAGACAGUUUAUGGUGUACAAUACACAAUCUGUAAUUGUUUGCAAAAUCACUUGAAUGCCAUGGAUUGACUUAAUGAACCUUUAAAGUAACUGUUGUUAAUUUCUACACAUUUUGUACAACUACUACAUCCUGCCGUUUUAAGUAGUUAUUGAUAACCCUAGUUAUGUUGUUUUGAAUAUUAAUAUGGCACAUGAGUUCAUGUUUUUGACAAUUGACUGUUGUUUUGUAAGUGGUUAUCGGUUAUAUGCCUAAAUAUGAGCAAAUUGAAUUGUUAUACUCAGGGCACAUUUAAAGUCCCUCCUGUUAAUCUUGAUAAAAAUACAGUACUAUACUGUACGAUCUUGCUAUAGAUUAUUUUCUAUUUUUAUACUAUUGUUUGGUUUUGCAUUCCAGUUUAGUUAUAUACACAUCGUUACCAUUACACAUGCUUUUAUUCAUGGUUGUAGCUUUGGGUAUAUUUUUAAGAAAAACAAAAUCAAAAAGUUCAAUACAAUUUCUAUUUAAAAGA
Molecule: messenger RNA, 4635 nt
Organism: Xyrauchen texanus (razorback sucker)
Lineage: Eukaryota; Metazoa; Chordata; Actinopteri; Cypriniformes; Catostomidae
Product: cellular tumor antigen p53-like
Exons: 15
Coding region: 1886-3007 (373 amino acids)
Biological process (GO): protein tetramerization; apoptotic process; regulation of transcription by RNA polymerase II
Cellular component (GO): nucleus
Molecular function (GO): DNA-binding transcription factor activity, RNA polymerase II-specific; RNA polymerase II cis-regulatory region sequence-specific DNA binding
Source: RefSeq, a predicted model, not a curated record